This is a messenger RNA of Linum trigynum, 1178 nucleotides long. Lineage: Eukaryota; Viridiplantae; Streptophyta; Magnoliopsida; Malpighiales; Linaceae. The record is from the annotation of a GenBank genome assembly.
UCAGCUCAGUAGAAUCGCACCGUAAACAAUGUGAUUGAUCGAUGCUUCAUCCACAUGACAUAAAAAUCAGCCUAUACUAGGGUCGUUCCAAGUUCUAACCCUUAAGAAUUCAUAUUUUAACUGUGGGUCAGCAAGAUUAACAAACAACAGCUAAAGAAGCAAAUUCACUCAUGAUCCAGAGAAAAAUUGAGCAACAACAUUACAUAUAUGAGUGGAAACAACUGAGUUAAAGUUCAGUAAAAUUACUAGUCUGUCAAAAAAAAGAAACCCCCCCAAUAAAUAAAAUCUGGAAGUAAAAAUAAGUAACUAAAACUAACCAAAUAAAAUAGGGAAAGAACUCCAAAAGCUCACCCAGGAGAUAUGAUUCUGGAUGGAUGUAGCAGCAAGCAUAUUACUAAACAACACUUUUAAAAAUUACAAUUUUUACUGCUCCUGCUGCUCUUCUUGUAAUUUGACAUCUUUUAAAAAUCGAUUUUUGAAGAUCAACAAAAAUAAGGGGGAGCAAAAAAAGAAUAGGGCAUGAUCAAAAUGGGGGUAGAGAUGAGCACUUCCAUUAAUCGCCCAUUUCUUCCCUCCAUUCCCUACUGGUUGCAGACUGGGGAGGAGAUGAAUUUUCCUUUGCUGGCGUGUCAAGCAGUGAUCAUGUUGUCUCGCUCACCGGCCACGUCAGCGAGUCUCUUCCACGUCAUCUCCCGCUGCUCUUCCACUUCCUUCGCCCUCGACUCCUUCUCCUCGUACUGCCUCUGGCAUUCCUCGAACAACUCGGUGUCCAUCUCCAGGAACAUCUUCCGGACGUUGACUGUCAACCCGUGGACAGCCUGAUUCCAAUGUGUCUGGAUGUUCUUCUCCAAGGCAUCGAAGAGGAUUGGUAGUACCACUCCGCGAUUCUGUGCGAUUAGCCCCACGACGUGCUCGUUGUUCCACAAGAACAGCGCUCUUUCUGCAACCUGCAGAAAGAAAAUUUUGAGCUAGGUAAAACAUUUUAUUCGACAUGUAUAAGGCUAAUCAUCCAUCACAAAUAGCCUACAGGUGAAGAGAGCUCAGUAAUAGGCAAGAGAAUCCCAGAUAUGAACUAGAAUCACAGUGUACUCCGUCCGAGCAUAUGAGUUACAGCCAAGAACUAGUUCAUCAGCUUGGCAAACACACUUAUUCCAUUCUAGUAAAAUAUAAAAAUAUGU